Messenger RNA from Hibiscus syriacus, 558 nucleotides. Its product is annotated as VQ motif-containing protein 17-like. The coding region runs from base 42 to 536 and encodes 164 amino acids. NCBI's taxonomy places the organism in Eukaryota, Viridiplantae, Streptophyta, Magnoliopsida, Malvales, Malvaceae. The transcript has a single exon. Gene Ontology annotation, cellular component: nucleus. The record is from RefSeq and is a predicted model, not a curated record.
CAACCAGCUUUGUUUUUCCUUUCUUCUCAAAACAUUUUUCCAUGGAGAAUUUGGUAUUGAGGAACCAAACCAGCAUGUCUCCUUCACCACUGUCCAUUCAUAAACAUUCCCAAACAAUAUCCAAGUCAAAGCCAAAGAUACGGAUCAUUCACGUAUUUGCACCGGAGAUCAUCAAGACCGACGUUGCAAACUUCAGAGAAUUGGUGCAAAGACUCACCGGUAAACCACCACAAGAAAAGGGUUGCCAAAGGAAACCCAGAUUUCGCAAACAAGAUGAUAGUUUUCGUGACAAACCAGAUAUGGCGGCCGUCAAGAAGAAAAUGGACCUCAGAACUGGGUUCCUCGCAGGCUUUGAAAGGGUCAAGGAAGAAGAAGAAGGGAUUUGGAGUAUUAGUGGAGAGAAUUCAGGUGGUUUCUUGAGUGGUUUUAGAGACUUGGAUGGUUUGAUUCAAGAGCUUGGUGAGCAAUUUCCUUUGCUUCCUUUGGAUGCUUCUCAUCACACGCAUGGAUUUGAAGAAGCUCAACUAAUUACAUAAAUUCGAAUAUAUAAUUUUUACU